AGAGCGGAUAUACUUCUUCCUUUGUGUCGGCCUUGAGUUGAUGCCGUUUAGCUUCUACGGUCGACGCCAAAGAAGCAGUCCCAUUCAAUAGACACAUUAAUGGGGAAGAAAAGCCGCAUCGCAGGAGGAGCCGUGGGUCGAAGGACGAUUCUGCAACUUUCUCCACCUGGACAUCGCGGCGGAAAUUCCGGAGAGAGAGAAGAGGCGCCGUCGGGAUCUGAUGAUGAACAAGACGGUGAUGGGCACAGAUUUGUUAAACAGACGAGCAUGAAAGCGCCAACAGUAAAAGCCACAGAGGGUCUGUCGUUGCUCGGAGCCUACGAAGACAGCGAUGAAGAAGAUAGUGGAAGCCGUUCAGCUUCAAAUUCUCAACACAACCAGUCAGCAGACAUCGACAGUACCCUGGCCAAUUUCAUGGCUGAAAUUGAUGCCAUCACAACUCAGCCAGCUGCAGACGACACAGCGGCUCCUGCCUCCGUUUCCAAUGCCAACCCGCCUCGACCUGAGGUUAAAGCUCAGCAGCAAUCUUCGCUGGAUGGUCAUGAUCAACAAAGGACAGAGUUUGAGUACAAUACGCAGUACUCCCUAGCCGGAGUGGGUGUGGAGAUGGGAGACUGGCAGGAGGUUUGGGAUGAGAACUCUGGCUGCUAUUACUACUGGAACACUCUGACUAAUGAAGUGUCCUGGGAGCUGCCACACUAUUUAGCCGAUCAGGUGCAAAGUCUGGGACAUUAUGAAAACAGCACCAGUGUGAAUGGGAAUGGCACAGCUGGUGCAGGUUAUUACGCAGAAGAAAAUGCUGCUGCAGCAGCUUCAUCUGCUUCAAAAGAGACAAAAGCGAAGGAGAUUGUAGAGAGUGUUGUAGCUCUGACAAGUGAAGAGGAGGAGCGUCAGGGAGUGGCUGCCUCUCUCCUUGGUCCGCUGAUUCCUUCAGAGGUGAAAGAAGCAGAGGAAAAAUGGAGGAAAAAGCUGCUGAAGGGAUCAGAUGAGACUGAGAACAGUUUGGAUUCUGAUGGAGAAGCUUCUAAGCCUGUAGGAUCUCCCUCUAUACCCUUUCUGGAAUCUGACCCAAACCUUACAGUGCAGAAAGAUGUUCCUAUUAAGAAGUUGUCAGGAGACCAAUCGGAUGCCGAAGAAGAGGCAGAGGAGGACACGGUCGAACUGGAACUGGCUCUAGAAAGGAAAAAAGCAGAGCUUCGGGCACUCGAAGAGGGCGACGGGAGCGCAGGUGGCUCCAGUCCGAUGUCAGAGACCAGCCAAGAUGCUGCAGGAUCACGUGGGGCUCUGCUGAAGAAGAACCGCUGGAAGGCCGUCUUUCCAAGUGUUGCCAGCCCCGAUUCUAACAGCAGAGGCUCAGACUUCCUGGACAACGCAGAGACGACUCUGCCUAAAACCGAAAGUGUCGUAGAAGGAGAAGUAAAGGAAACGGACAAUUCAGAGGAGACGGGGGUUUCAAAACUUCCCAACAAGGACGAGGUAGAGACCCCUGAGCUAAAGUUUCAGAUUGGAGAGCUAGCAAAUACCCUAACUAGCAAGAUGGAGUUCCUGGGGAUAAACAAAAAGACCAUCUCAAACUUUCACCUGCUCCUGCUGCAAACCGAGACACGGAUUGCUGAUUGGAGGGAAGGUGCUCUGAACGGGGCCUAUCUUCGACGCAAGCUGCAGGAAGCUGCUGAACACAUAAAAUAUUAUGAACUUAACGCCACCCCUAAAGGCUGGUCCUGCCACUGGGACAGAGAGCACAGGCGGUAUUUCUAUGUGAGGGACCGGACUGGUGCCUCCCAGUGGGAGUUUCCAACGGAGGAGGACAAGACGGAGGACCCAGUGGACUCUCCAAGUACACAGAAUCUGAGCCAAGAAGAGACAAAAACAUCUGGACCAGCUGGUGGGGCUACAGAAUUCUCGUCUGCUGCUCCACCUCCGCCUCCUCAGCCCAGUUCGUCCUCCUUCUGGUCCCCGUCCCAGCCACCCCUUCCCAACAGCCCUCCUCCACCCUCCAACGACCCUCCUCCCCCUCCCCUCCCUCCAGAGUCACCCCCACCACCUCCCCCGCCCCCCGACAGCGAUGGAGAGAUCAUGGAGGUUGAGAUGGAUGUGGACGACGACAACGAAGAGGAGCCGCCUGCUCCUGGAACGGAGGAGGACGGCAGCGGGAGGUGUGGCUCUGUCAACAUGAAGAUCAUAGAGUCGGCUCCUUUUGGAAAGGGACUGAAACGGAAAGCUGGUCAGGGGAGUAAAACUGUUACCAUUGGCAGCAGUCCCAUUCUUUACACUCAGGCUCCUGUUCCUGCAGCACCUCUAAUGCCAGCAGCAGCCUACUGGGGUAUUCCGGCUGUGGCUGCCCCUCUGAUCCCCUGCGAACCUCCAGCCCCACCUGUACCAGUGCUACCUCCUCAGCCGCCGCUGCCUCCCUCCCAGCCACCUUUUGAACCUGCUGCAGCCAAACCUUUAGCUGCAGACAAGACCAAGAAAACAAAAAAGGAUAAGCCAAAGAAAAGCAAGACAAAGAUGCCUUCGCUGGUGAAAAAGUGGCAGAGCAUCCAAAAAGAGUUGGAUGAGGAAGAGAAGAGCAGCUCCAGUGACGAAGACAGAGAUCUGCUCAACAAGAAGAGCAUUGAGGAGUGGAAACAACAGCAGUUCGUGACGGGAAAAGCUUCGAAAAACGCCAACUUUGAGGCACUACCAGAGGACUGGCGGGACAGGUUGAAGAAAAGGAAGUUGAUGAACAGCACGUAACACCUGCCGAUUCCCACACGCUGCCCAGGCCGCGUUUGUAAAGCCGCUCCUACCUACACCAUAAGAACAUCCCUCUGAAGAGAUGCAGAUUUGUUUUACUAUCAGUGGAGUUUCUUAGCUGUCCUAUGUUCAUAUGAGACAUUUUGAAGCCCUUAUAUGGCAGGCCAUUCUCAUCAAGGGGGUUUGAAUGUCCUGUUUUUGUACGAGAUCUGUAAAUGUGCCAAACGUGCUGAGGUAAUAGGUUCUCCUUUUUAUAGCUCAGAUGUCCACCAGUUUGUUUGGAAGAAUUGUCUAUUUUAAAGUGUGUUUUUACAUGAGGAAGGAAGGAAUGGGCCAAAUUUGUGAGAUGGGGAGGGAUUGUCCCUGGUCUUGUAAAUUUUGUAAAAAGUUAUUAAAUUUUUUUUUUUUUUCAAAUC
Poecilia reticulata (guppy) is the source of this 3152-nucleotide messenger RNA. It is a transcript of the gene fnbp4, whose product is annotated as formin binding protein 4. NCBI's taxonomy places the organism in Eukaryota, Metazoa, Chordata, Actinopteri, Cyprinodontiformes, Poeciliidae. Gene Ontology annotation, molecular function: protein binding. The record is from RefSeq and is a predicted model, not a curated record.